Molecule: messenger RNA, 462 nt
Organism: Osmia bicornis bicornis
Lineage: Eukaryota; Metazoa; Arthropoda; Insecta; Hymenoptera; Megachilidae
Exons: 1
Coding region: 1-462 (153 amino acids)
Source: RefSeq, a predicted model, not a curated record
AUGGCGUUUAAGCAUGGUGUACGUGUAAUUGAUGAAAAAAUAGAAAAACAGAUCCGUCCGAUAUAUGAAGAUCUCUCAAACGACGAGCUUCUGGAACGAUGUUUAGGUGGACACACACAAAACCCGAACGAAUCAUUCAAUGCAACGGUGUGGCGCAUGACUCCGAAGCAUUUAAAUUCAGGCCAUCAAAUAAUUGAAAUUGCCGCCUACAUGGCUGCAGGUAUGUUCAGUGAAGGAUAUGCAACAAUCCUAAUUACAAUGCAAUUGUUGCAUUUGAAUAUUGGGCAGCAAUGCAAAAUAUUCGCGGAUACAGCUGACGCGCAGCGACUCGCACGACAAGCCAUGCGCCAGACACACAGCAGCAAGGAGGCUCGUAUAGCUCGUAGAAUACAACAAAUGCAGCAAAACCAGUUCUUUGAACAGGCGGAAGGAUUACUAUAUGGUACCGGAAUAGCUGAUUAA